Molecule: messenger RNA, 1101 nt
Organism: Cladocopium goreaui
Lineage: Eukaryota; Dinophyceae; Suessiales; Symbiodiniaceae
Source: the annotation of a GenBank genome assembly
AUGAGAUUCACCCCCUGGGCAGCAGGGGGCUAUGAAAACCUCGGGAGGAAUACAUCGAAUGCGCCUGUAGCGGUGUCAUGGCUUGCUCUACCUGCCACGUCUACUUGGUAUGGAUCCCCAGCGGAACGAUGUGGAGAUCGCAGCCCCAACUUCUGGGCUUUGGCUCUUACACGGGUGGUUUUCCAGGGUUCCGAGCUGGUGCUUGAAAGCGAUGCUACCAAUCGAGCCGCGCUUGAAACCCUUAGUGGUUACGUGCCCUACUUUCUCAGUGAUGAGCCAAACGAGCCGAUUGAUUGUGGUCCAUCUCCAGUAACUCCUCCAUCGAAUUGUUCCAACCGGGGGGGUGCCACUCCAGAAACAGAUGUGGGCGAAGCUUCCCCGCGGCCACCUGUGUGGCCAGAUACAGAUGAGGAAGGAGAUGGGCCCUGCCCUCGUUCAGAUCAAGCCUCGUCUGAAAGUGGUGAGUCGGAGGGCAAGAACCGUCUCAACAGUCAAGCCACCGUGUGGCCAAACGGUCAAGCCCUCUGGGGCGAGACGACCGAUACCUACGAUUCCGGCUAUGUGUCCUUCGGAGCUUGGCAAGAGGCAACCUAUUGGGAGAUGCAGUGGCCUGAGCGGCAAACGCCGAUUGGUGAGAAGGUCAUUGAGGGCUUCGGACGAGCGCUGAGAAAGGCGAUCACAGAGGCAGCAGGCACUGCGAGCACCGCGGGCACCGCAACGGGAUUCCCGACGUGCUUUCAUGGUGAGACUUUGGACAUCGAGGAGUACAUUUGGCACCUCUACAGAAAUGCAGGUUGCAGAUCUGUUUGCUUCGUCUAUGCCUUCGUGUACAUCUGUCGCAUGUCCGAGCUGAAUGCUGGAAAGGUGGAGUUGAGCCCCAGGACUUGUCACCGAUUGCUCUUGGCCGCGAUCACCAUCGCAGCGAAGAUGCAGCAGCCCAACAACUUUGAUGCGAGUGUCUAUGCGGCAGCAGGGAAUGUGACAGUUCAGGAGCUGGAGACCUUGGAAGCGAAGCUCACGGAGUUGUUGCAGUGGAACCUUGAUGUUUGUGCCAAGAGUUUCAAGCGCAUCUUCCGAUUGCUGAGCCAAGCCGCUUGCUGA